GGAGCAAUUGAGGAGUGGUUUAGAUUCAUGAUAACACCGAUGUGUACACCGAUAACAAAGUCGAUCCUGCAAGAGAAACGAGGUGGCGAUUGCUACAGUAAGCGACUGAACAAGGACAGCACAUGGGUUCGUAAACAAGAGGAAUCUUUCGUGAGAUUCAUCGAAGUGAUGAAUCGAUUCAGACGCAAGAAUUCUGCACAAAACACACACAAAAGGUGCGUGCAUUGUUGGUUGAACCUUUCGAAAGCGAAUGUGGACGCAGUGCUGAGUGCGUGGCGUGACUUUUAUGUGCCGGUCGUCUGCUCUCCGGAGAACAAUGCGCGCUAUCCGGCGGAAAUGUUUCUGUCGAUCGAAUUCGUGAAUUGGCUAGUGACACACGUGCACGAUUUGGCCAGUCGAAAGGCUGCGGUAGAGUUCGGGAAUGAAUUGGUGCGGUUGGAUCGCAUUCGAAUUCUUCAAUCAGGUGAUCGAGAGAACGAUGAAGUGGAUUCGUGUAAAUCGAGCGAUUGUCGAUCACGGGAAUUUCGUUAUGGUUUUGUGUUGUGUUAUUUUGUUGAUGAACACACACAAGAUGAGACAAAUUGGUCACGUGCAGUACAGUGCGAGUUCGGGAGACAUUGUGGUGAUAUUCUGGCUGAAUGUGCAUUCCAUCUGAGCGCGGUUGAGAUGGACUUUCCGAUUCAGUCAUCGAAAGGCAGUGAUAAUAUGCGACAGUACCCUUACCUACCGCCACAUCUUUUGCAGUAUGUCGAAUGGGGCAGAAUGUUGUUCAAUCGAACUUACACGGCAACACAAGCGUUCGAGAUCAAUAUUCGAUGGUUUAUGGCAAAUGGUCAAACAAUCGCUGAAAUCACCAGGCAUUUAUGUACGAAAGCCACCAAUUUAUCAUUCCACAUGUUCCCAAUUCCAGAAGAUCCAUUCGCACACGCUAUGAAUCCACAGUCGCCUCCACUC
Molecule: messenger RNA, 954 nt
Organism: Anisakis simplex (herring worm)
Lineage: Eukaryota; Metazoa; Nematoda; Chromadorea; Rhabditida; Anisakidae
Source: the annotation of a GenBank genome assembly